Molecule: messenger RNA, 435 nt
Organism: Cylicostephanus goldi
Lineage: Eukaryota; Metazoa; Nematoda; Chromadorea; Rhabditida; Strongylidae
Source: the annotation of a GenBank genome assembly
GAUCCCGAUUUCGACGCCAAACCGAUGAUCCUUCUGGUCGGGCAGUACUCAACUGGUAAAACAACGUUCAUCAGAUAUCUGCUUGAACAAGUCCUAGACUCGGUCAGUGAGGGACUUCGGAAAAUUUACAAACAGAAGCUGUAUCCACUCGAGGAAUAUUAUAAAUUCCAUGAAUUCCACUCACCAGCGCUAGUCUCUCGCAUCUCUGAAAAUGUAUUUUUCAAGGAUUUCCCUGGAAUUCGUAUCGGUCCCGAACCUACGACCGAUCGAUUCAUUGCGGUUAUGCAUGGAGAAGAAGAAGGCGUCGUACCGGGAAACGCGCUCGUUGUCGAUGCAAAGAAGCAGUUCAGAGCACUAAGCGGGUAUGUCCAUUUUUUCCUUUGCCCUUUUGGGAAUCUAGUCAAGUGUGAAUCAUCACGAAGGGCGGAAUGUUAA